UGUGUGUGUGUGUCUCUCUCUCUCUCUCUCUUCCCCCUCUCCCCCCUCCCUUCCCAAGCUCUCUAACAUUAAAGCGAAAAUGCUCCUUUCUGUGCCUCCUCGUGCAGGGAUCGCCACUUUUGGCUACAACAAAAGCAACAAGAAGCAGCCUUAUGUCUCAGUGGCUCAGCAGAUGGCACCCCCAAGUCCUAGUGGCAGCAGCAACAACAACAGCAGCAGCAGCAGUGGGCCAGGCGGUGGCGGUGGCGGUGGGGACCAGCUGAGCAAAACCAACUUGUACAUCCGGGGUCUGCACCCAGGUACCACAGACCAGGACCUUGUCAAGCUGUGCCAACCGUAUGGCAAAAUUGUGUCCACCAAGGCCAUUCUAGACAAAACGACCAACAAAUGCAAAGGAUAUGGCUUUGUGGAUUUUGACAGCCCCACAGCAGCCCAGAAGGCCGUGACUGCACUGAAGGCUAGUGGGGUGCAGGCCCAGAUGGCCAAGCAACAGGAGCAGGAUCCUACCAACCUAUACCUGUCAAAUUUGCCUCUGGGCAUGGAUGAGGCUGAAUUGGAGUCCAUGUUGAAGCCAUUUGGACAGGUCAUCUCUACACGCAUCCUGCGUGAUGCUAGUGGCACCAGCCGGGGAGUUGGCUUUGCCAGGAUGGAGUCCACAGAAAAAUGUGAAGCCAUCAUCACCCACUUCAAUGGCAAAUAUAUCAAGACACCCCCAGGGGUCCCAGGUGAGGAGUUCUGUGGCUGGGAAGAGGGUGGGAUGACCUUGACCUAUGACCCCACAACAGCGCUACAGAAUGGGUUCUACACGACACCCUACAGCCUGGCUCCCAACAGGAUGAUUGCCCAGACUGCGCUCUCCCCCUACCUUCCAUCACCCAUUUCCUCCUACCAGGUUCACAGCCCAUCAUGGAUGCACCAUCAGUCGUACCUCAUGCAGCCCACGGAGAACAGUGGCCAGCAGAGCCACGUGACAGUGGAGUCCCCAUCGGAUCAUGCUGCCUACUCAUAUCAGUACAACAAGUAACAACAGAAGGGCUGGGGCCGGAGACCUGCAGGGAUGGUCUCAGUGGGCACAGCGGAAGGAGGACGGAUGGGACUCCCGCCUGCAAGAGAUCCUCUUCUGCUUGUGUCAGCGCAGACCACAUCUGGGUCCAACCUGGCCCCGCCACCCGCCCCGGUAAUUGCUUCCGUUUUUCAUCCUUCUAGCAUGAUCGAGUGGCUCAACCCUGAGCAAUCACUUCAAGGGAGACAACUUUGGUUUUUUUAUUUUAUUUGUGCUG
Messenger RNA from Gekko japonicus, 1280 nucleotides. It is a transcript of the gene RBMS2, whose product is annotated as RNA binding motif, single stranded interacting protein 2. The transcript is spliced from 11 exons. NCBI's taxonomy places the organism in Eukaryota, Metazoa, Chordata, Lepidosauria, Squamata, Gekkonidae. The record is from RefSeq and is a predicted model, not a curated record. Gene Ontology annotation, cellular component: cytosol; nucleus; ribonucleoprotein complex. Gene Ontology annotation, molecular function: poly(A) binding; mRNA 3'-UTR binding; poly(U) RNA binding. Bases 80 to 1024 code for a protein of 314 amino acids.